Messenger RNA from Nematolebias whitei (Rio pearlfish), 7909 nucleotides. It is a transcript of the gene mtor, whose product is annotated as mechanistic target of rapamycin kinase. The transcript has 58 exons. NCBI's taxonomy places the organism in Eukaryota, Metazoa, Chordata, Actinopteri, Cyprinodontiformes, Rivulidae. Bases 177 to 7715 code for a protein of 2512 amino acids. The record is from RefSeq and is a predicted model, not a curated record. Gene Ontology annotation, molecular function: protein serine/threonine kinase activity; protein binding; protein-containing complex binding. Gene Ontology annotation, biological process: TOR signaling; negative regulation of macroautophagy; protein phosphorylation. Gene Ontology annotation, cellular component: nucleus; TORC1 complex; TORC2 complex.
GCGCAGUUGAACCCUGGCUCUGGGGGAUUCCUGUGUGCUCCAGCUCUGAACUCGAUCCAACCAAAGCAUUCCACAGCUAGCACCUUGAGCUGUACAAGCCAGGCUGUCGUGCAAUGACAGAAAUUGAGCACAUUACCAGUUAAGAGUCCGGAAUAUUAUUAUAAACGCAUUAGACCAUGGUGGUCAUAUCAGGCACAGCUACAGUGCUGCAGCAGUUUGUCAGUGGGCUCAAGAGCCGGAAUGAAGACACCAGAGCAAAAUCUGCCAAAGAUCUGCAGCACUAUGUGACCACAGAACUGAGAGAGUUAAGCCAAGAUGAAUCCACUACAUUCUAUGAUGAGUUAAACCACCACAUAUUUGAGCUGGUAUCCAGCUCUGAUGUGAAUGAGAAGAAAGGCGGCAUCCUCGCUAUAGUGAGUCUGAUUGGAGUGGAGGGGGGAAAUGCCACCAGGAUCAGCCGAUUCGCUAACUACCUCCGCAACCUGCUCCCCUCCAGCGACCCAGUGGUGAUGGAGAUGGCCUCUAAAGCCAUGGGCCACUUGUCCAUGGCUGGAGACACGUUCACUGCUGAGUAUGUGGAGUUUGAGGUGAAGAGGGCUCUGGAGUGGCUGGGAGCGGACAGAAAUGAAGGCAGACGCCACGCAGCAGUGUUGGUGUUGAGGGAACUGGCUGUGAGUGCGCCCACCUUCUUUUUCCAGCAAGUGCAGCCGUUUUUUGACAACGUCUUUUAUGCAGUGUGGGAUCCUAAGCAGGCCAUUCGAGAAGGUGCGGUGUCUGCUCUGCGAGCUUGUCUUAUCCUCACCACACAGAGGGAGACCAAAGAGAUGCAGAAACCACAGUGGUACAAACAAACCUUUGAGGAGGCAGAGAAAGGCUUCGAUGAGACUUUGGCCAAAGAGAAAGGGAUGAAUCGUGACGAUCGGGUCCAUGGAGCGCUUCUGAUCCUUAAUGAGCUGGUUCGAAUCAGCAGCAUGGAGGGAGAGCGUAUGCGUGAGGAGAUGGAGGAGAUCACACAGCAGCAGCAGGUCCAUGAUAAAUACUGCAAGGAACUGAUGGGAUUUGGAACCAGGCCCCGUCAUAUUACACCCUUCACCAGCUUCCAGUCCGUGCAGCCCCAGCAGUCAAACGCCCUCCUGGGAUUGUUGGGCUACAGCACGCCUCAAGGCUUCCUCAGUUUUGGAGCCACACCGGUACCUGCCAAGAGCUCCCUGGUGGAGAGUAGAUACUGCCGCGAGCUGAUGGAGGAGAGGUUCGACCAGGUGUGUCGGUGGGUCCUGAAAUACAAAACCUGUAAAAACCCUUUGAUCCAGAUGACCAUUCUCAACCUGCUUCCACGCUUAGCUGCAUUCCAGCCACACACAUUUACAGAUCAGUACUUAUCGGACACGAUGGGGUAUCUGCUGGGCUGUCUGAAGAAGGAGAAGGAGAGGACAGCAGCUUUCCAGGCUUUGGGGCUGCUGGUAGUGGCUGUCAGGACAGAAAUCCAGCCGUAUCUCAUGAAGAUCCUUGAGAUCAUCAAAGCUGCCCUGCCACCCAAGGACUUUGCACACAAGAGACAGAAGACCAUGCAGGUGGACGCCACAGUGUUCACUUGUAUCAGCAUGCUUUCUAGAGCCAUGGGUCCCAGCAUCCAGCCAGACGUCAAGGAGCUUCUGGAGCCUAUGCUGGCUGUGGGCCUCAGUCCUGCACUUACAGCAGUUCUUUAUGACCUGAGCCGUCAAAUCCCCCUGUUGAAAAAAGACAUCCAGGAUGGUUUGCUGAAGAUGCUUUCCUUGGUGUUGAUGCACAAGCCUCUGCGACACCCAGGAAUGCCCAAAGGCCUGGCUCACCAGCUCGCCUCACCGAGCCUCACAAACAUUCCAGAGGCCAGUGAUGUUGGCAGCAUCACCCUGGCUUUGCGCACGCUAGGAAGCUUUGAAUUUGAAGGACACUCCCUGACCCAAUUUGUGCGCCACUGUGCGGAUCACUUUCUGAACAGUGAACAUAAAGAAAUCCGAAUGGAGGCCGCCCGGACCUGCUCACGUCUCCUCACGCCCUCCAUUCAUUUGAUCAGCGGCCAUGUUGUCAGCCAGACCGCUGUUCAGGUGGUCGCAGAUGUGCUCAGCAAGCUGCUAGUUGUUGGCAUCACUGAUCCAGACCCUGAUAUUCGAUACUGUGUCCUCGCGUCUCUUGAUGAGCGUUUUGAUGCACACCUUGCCCAGGCUGAGAAUUUGCAGGCGUUGUUUGUUGCACUGAACGAUGAGGUGUUCGAGAUCAGAGAACUGGCCAUCUGCACAAUAGGACGCCUCAGCAGCAUGAACCCCGCUUUUGUCAUGCCUUUCCUUCGCAAGAUGCUAAUCCAGAUUUUAACAGAAUUGGAGCACAGUGGCGUUGGCAGAAACAAAGAGCAGAGUGCUCGUAUGCUCGGUCACCUGGUCUCCAACGCCCCCCGCCUCAUCCGUCCAUACAUGGAACCCAUCCUUAAGGCUCUCAUUCUCAAACUUAAAGACCCGGAUCCAAACCCUGGAGUGGUGAUCUGCGUCCUUGCAACAAUUGGCGAGUUGGCUCAGGUGAGUGGGCUGGAGAUGAGGAAGUGGAUGGAUGAGCUGUUCCCCAUCAUCAUGGACAUGCUGCAGGACUCUUCUUCCUUGGCUAAACGACAGGUGGCGCUUUGGACUCUCGGCCAGCAGGUGGCUAGUACAGGCUAUGUGGUGGAGCCCUACCGCAAAUACCCUUCCCUUCUAGAUGUGCUGCUCAACUUCCUCAAAACGGAACAAAACCAGGGUAUCAGGAGAGAGGCCAUACGUGUUCUGGGUCUUCUUGGUGCUCUGGAUCCCUACAAGCACAAGGUGAACAUCGGCAUGAUUGACCAGUCCCGAGAUGCUUCUGCUGUCAGUUUGUCUGAGUCGAAGUCCAGUCAAGACUCAGCGGACUUCAGCACAAGUGAAAUGCUGGUGAACAUGGGCAACCUUCCUCUGGAUGAGUUUUAUCCUGCUGUGGCUAUCGUCACUUUGAUGCGCAUCCUGAGAGACCCCUCACUCUCCAACCACCAUACCAUGGUAGUGCAGGCAGUCACGUUCAUCUUCAAGUCUCUGGGCCUCAAGUGUGUCCAGUUCCUGCCGCAGGUCAUGCCCACCUUUCUCAACGUCAUCCGCGUUUGUGAUGCCAGUAUCCGAGAGUUCCUUUUCCAGCAAAUGGGAAUGGUGGUGAGCUUUGUGAAGAUUCACAUCCGUCCAUACAUGGAUGACAUUUUCACCCUCAUCAGAGAGUACUGGACACCAAACAACCCCAUGCAGAACACCAUCAUCCUUCUUAUAGAGCAGAUUGUGGUGGCUUUGGGAGGAGAAUUCAAGCUGUACCUGCCUCAGCUCAUCCCACAUAUGCUGCGUGUCUUCAUGCACGAUAACAGCACUGGACGCAGCGUUACCAUCAAGCUACUCAAUGCCAUCCAGCUGUUUGGCGCUAACCUGGACGACUACCUUCACUUGUUGCUGCCUCCCAUCGUCAAGCUGUUUGACGCUCCAGAUGUGCCCCUGCCAGCCCGAAAGGUUGCCUUGGAGACACUUGACCGGCUCACGGAGUCCCUGGACUUCACCGACUACGCAUCACGUAUUAUACACCCAAUCGGGAGGACACUUGACAGCACGCCCGAGCUGCGUUCCACUGCUAUGGACACUCUGUCCUCGCUCGUUUUCCAGUUAGGAAAAAAGUACCAUAUUUUCAUCCCCAUGGUGAACAAAGUGAUGCUGAAGCACAGGGUCAAUCACCAGCGAUACGACAUACUCAUAUGUCGCAUUGUGAAAGGUUAUACUCUGGCAGAAGAGGAAGAGGACCCUUUAAUCUUCCAGCAUCGCCAGACUCGGGGCAACCAAGGUGAUGCUCUCGUCAGUGGCCCGGUGGAACCAGGUCCUAUGAAAAAGCUUCACGUUAGCACUACUGCACUUCAGAAGGCUUGGGGUGCUGCUAGAAAGGUGUCCAAAGAUGACUGGCUGGAGUGGCUGCGGCGCUUGAGUGUUGUUCUGCUCAAGGAGUCCUCUUCCCCAGCACUGCGAUCCUGCUGGUCUCUGGCACAAACUUAUAUUCCUCUUGCCAGAGACCUGUUCAACGCAGCUUUUCUGUCUUGUUGGUCUGAGCUGAGCGAAGACCAGCAGGAUGAGCUCAUUCGAAGCAUCGAGUUGGCUCUCACCUCUCAAGACAUUGCCGAGGUCACACAGACGCUGCUUAACCUGGCAGAGUUCAUGGAGCACAGUGACAAGGGCCCUCUACCCCUCAGAGACGACAAUGGUAUUGUACUGCUCGGAGAGAGAGCGGCCAAAUGUCGUGCCUACGCCAAAGCGUUACAUUACAAAGAGCUGGAGUUUCAGAAAGGUCCCUCUCCUCUCAUCCUGGAGUCUCUUAUCAGCAUCAACAAUAAACUUCAGCAGCCCGAGGCGGCAUCAGGAGUGCUGGAAUAUGCAAUGAAACAUUUUGGUGAAUUGGAAAUCCAAGCCACUUGGUAUGAGAAGCUUCAUGAGUGGGAGGAUGCUCUGGUGGCAUAUGACAAGAAGAUUGACAUGAACAAAGAGGACCCAGAGCUUAUCCUUGGCAGGAUGCGCUGCUUAGAGGCCUUGGGAGAAUGGGGCCAGCUGCACCAGCAGUGCUGUGAAGAGUGGACUCUGGUCAGUGAGGAAACCCAGGCUAAGAUGGCUCGUAUGGCUGCUGCCGCCGCCUGGGGUUUAGGACACUGGGACAGCAUGGAGGAGUACACUUGUAUGAUUCCAAGAGAUACCCAUGAUGGUGCUUUUUAUAGAGCAGUUCUAGCCCUGCAUCAGGACCUCUUCUCAUUGGCCCAGCAGUGUAUUGACAAAGCAAGAGACCUUCUGGAUGCUGAGCUGACAGCCAUGGCUGGAGAGAGCUACAGCCGAGCGUAUGGGGCCAUGGUGUCCUGCCAAAUGCUGUCAGAGCUCGAGGAAGUAAUCCAGUAUAAGCUGGUGCCAGAGAGGAGAGACAUCAUCAGGGAGACGUGGUGGGAGAGGCUUCAGGGUUGUCAGCGUAUUGUAGAAGAUUGGCAGAGAAUCUUGAUGGUCCGAUCCCUGGUUAUCAACCCCCACGAGGACAUGAGGACUUGGUUAAAGUAUGCCAGUCUUUGUGGGAAGAGCGGACGCCUAGCUCUUGCCCACAAGACCCUUGUGCUCCUUUUGGGCGUUGACCCCUCCAAGCAACUCGAUCACCCGCUGCCUACAUCCCACCCACACGUCACAUACGCAUACAUGAAAUACAUGUGGAAGAGUGACCGCAAGAUUGAUGCCUUCCAGCACAUGCAGCAUUUUGUUCAGGGCGUACAACAGCAAGCCCAACAUGCCACUGCAGCCGAAGACCAUCAGCACAAACAGGAGCUCCACAAACUUAUGGCCAGAUGUUUCUUGAAGUUGGGGGAGUGGCAGCUCAGUCUGCAGGGCAUCAAUGAGAGCACCAUCCCCAAAGUUCUGCAGUAUUACAGCAAUUCAACUGAACAUGACCGCAACUGGUACAAGGCCUGGCACGCCUGGGCUGUGAUGAACUUUGAGGCAGUGCUGCAUUACAAGCACCAGAACCAGGGCCGCGACGAGAAGAAGAAGCUGCGACACGCCAGCGGUGCCAGUGCUACCAGCGAAGCCAGCAACAGUGACAGUGAGGUCGACAGUACGGAUCACAGUCCUGUGCCGUCGCCAGGCCAGAAAAAGGUCAAUGAGACUCUGCUCCUGUACACUGUACCUGCUGUUCAAGGAUUCUUCCGCUCCAUUUCCCUUUCCAGAGGGAAUAAUCUGCAGGAUACACUUAGGGUUUUGACUUUGUGGUUUGACUACGGUCAUUGGCCUGAGGUGAAUGAAGCUUUGGUGGAAGGCAUCAAAACCAUUCAGAUAGACACCUGGCUACAGGUAAUCCCUCAGCUCAUAGCUCGUAUCGAUACCCCUCGAGCUCUGGUUGGUCGUCUCAUCCACCAGCUGCUAACAGACAUCGGGCGGUAUCAUCCACAGGCUUUAAUCUACCCGCUGACUGUGGCAUCCAAGUCCACCACCACUGCCCGACAUAAUGCUGCUAACAAGAUCCUGAAGAACAUGUGUGAACACUGCAACACCCUGGUUCAGCAAGCUAUGAUGGUGAGUGAAGAGCUUAUCCGAGUUGCUAUCUUGUGGCAUGAGAUGUGGCAUGAGGGCCUCGAGGAAGCCUCUCGUCUUUACUUUGGUGAGCGUAACGUUAAGGGCAUGUUUGCUGUGCUGGAACCUCUACAUGCCAUGAUGGAGAGGGGACCACAGACACUCAAAGAGACCUCUUUUAAUCAGGCUUAUGGAAGAGAUCUGAUGGAGGCUCAGGACUGGUGCAGGAAGUACAUGCGCUCUGGGAACGUAAAAGAUCUGACUCAGGCCUGGGACCUUUACUACCACGUGUUCAGACGCAUCUCCAAACAGCUGCCACAGCUCACCUCCCUGGAGCUACAGUAUGUGUCUCCAAAGCUGCUGAUGUGUCGGGACCUGGAGCUCGCCGUGCCCGGCACUUACGACCCCAACCAGCCUAUCAUUCGCAUCCAGUCCAUCGCCCCCUCCCUGCAGGUCAUCACCUCCAAGCAGCGCCCACGUAAACUCACCAUCAUGGGAAGUAAUGGCCAUGAGUUCAUGUUCCUGUUGAAGGGCCAUGAGGAUCUGAGACAGGAUGAAAGAGUCAUGCAGCUGUUUGGUUUGGUCAACACUCUCCUGGCUAAUGACCCUGCAUCUCUGCGGAAAAACCUCAGUAUUCAGCGCUACGCCGUGAUCCCCCUGUCCACCAACUCCGGCCUGAUUGGCUGGGUGCCCCACUGUGACACCCUGCAUGCCCUCAUCCGAGACUACAGAGAGAAGAAAAAGAUUUUGCUCAACAUUGAACAUCGCAUCAUGCUCAGGAUGGCACCAGACUACGACCACCUGACGCUGAUGGAGAAGGUGGAGGUGUUUGAGCACGCCGUCAACAACACUGCUGGAGACGACCUGGCCAAACUCUUGUGGCUGAAGAGCCCCAGCUCUGAGGUGUGGUUCGACAGGAGGACUAACUACACUCGCUCCCUGGCUGUGAUGUCCAUGGUGGGCUAUAUUCUCGGCCUGGGUGACAGGCAUCCAUCCAACUUGAUGUUAGACCGGUUAAGUGGCAAGAUCCUUCACAUUGACUUUGGAGACUGUUUUGAAGUGGCAAUGACCAGAGAAAAGUUCCCCGAAAAGAUCCCGUUCAGGCUGACGAGGAUGCUCACCAACGCUAUGGAGGUGACAGGUUUGGAUGGGAACUACAGGAUCACGUGUCACACGGUGAUGGAGGUGUUGAGGGAGCACAGGGACAGCGUCAUGGCUGUUCUGGAGGCCUUUGUCUACGACCCCCUGCUCAACUGGAGGCUCAUGGACACAAACACCAAAGGCAACAAGCGUUCCCGGACCAGGACCGACUCCUACACUGCUGGACAGUCAGUGGAGGCUCUGGAUGGAAUAGACCUCGGAGAGACCACACACAAGAAACCAGGGACCACAGUGCCUGAAUCCAUCCACUCCUUCAUUGGAGACGGUUUGGUGCAGCCGGAGGCUCUCAACAAGAAAGCUAUUCAGAUCAUCAACAGAGUACGAGACAAACUCACAGGUCGGGACUUUUCUCACGAUGAGACGUUGGACGUGCCGACACAAGUGGAACUCCUCAUCAAACAAGCCACGUCACAUGAAAACCUGUGCCAGUGCUACAUCGGAUGGUGCCCAUUUUGGUGAAGAACUGUCUCUUUCAGCCGAGGGUGCUUUUCACAUUUCUUUCCCACCGAUAAACCAAGGAGCACUCAACAAAUCGUCUCACUGAAAAAAUGUCCUUGAACCACAAUACACGGCCUCAACAAAGUUUUUUUUUGUUUGUUUUUAUCUUUUGCUUUUCUGCUGUAAAUGUGUAAUUUCAUAGCAGCACUGAGAUG